Cutaneotrichosporon oleaginosum is the source of this 2614-nucleotide messenger RNA. RefSeq lists its product as uncharacterized. Gene Ontology annotation, molecular function: DNA binding; zinc ion binding; DNA-binding transcription factor activity, RNA polymerase II-specific. NCBI's taxonomy places the organism in Eukaryota, Fungi, Basidiomycota, Tremellomycetes, Trichosporonales, Trichosporonaceae. Gene Ontology annotation, biological process: DNA-templated transcription; regulation of DNA-templated transcription. Gene Ontology annotation, cellular component: nucleus. The record is from RefSeq and is a predicted model, not a curated record.
CUCAUCCAUCCUUUCCGCUCGCAUCUCACGACGAUACGGAAACACUAGGCCCCUUAUUCAUUCGACUGUAGCCAGCCCGCACCGCUUCGCCCACGCCCCCGCCCCAUCAGCGCCCCGCUCAUUUCUUACACCGCAUAUCCGCUGCCGCGUCUCUGCCCCGCCGCCUCAGCUCCUCGCAUGCGCCUCUCCCAUCCGCCGUCGCGCCUGUCCCCUCCCCCAGGCGCAUCCAUGCAGGAGCUUAUAGCGGGCGCGCGUGAGGCCGUCCCGGCUGCCCCUCCGAAGCGCAAGGACGAGGAACGCGUUCCGAAGCGCGGGUAUCGCGCCUGUGUCCACUGUCGCCUCCGGAAAGCCAAGUGCGACCUCGGGGACGUCAACGCCCCCUCCGAGCCCCCAUGCACACGCUGCCGUCGCGAGCAGCGAAACUGUGUCUUCCUUCCUAGUAAACGCCGCAGAAAGACUGGCGACGAGGAGCUCAAGCCUGAGAUCUAUCCCGCGCAUGGAAGUGCCGGUGGAAGCAUGGGCGCAUUUGCUACUCCAGGAGGUGCAGAAACAAGUACUCCCUCUCAUCCCGUAGCAAACAAUUACCCCGCUCAGCCUAAUACACUCCGGCGCCCUCCGAUGCCGGGCGACGAUCUGCGGCCGUGGCAUGAUACCAUGGGGCUCGGCGGGUUCGAGAGGGCUUCGCCAUAUGUCGACCCACCCACGCACACCACAAGCAGCAGUCUCGGGUCAACUUCUACAACGAGUCCCAACAACCCAACAGGAUCGAGAAGGCGACGCGAGCCCGAUGCCACGAGGCGGAUUGUCGUAGCGAGCUUUAACAACGAAACAGACGCGCUUGAGAUUCUCGCCAAGGCUGCUACAGAUGCCGAUGGCGACGGAUCUGCCGAGGAGAAGGAAAGCGCGCUCGAGCGCAAGCGCGUAUCUUGGGCCGACGAUGCGGGGCGACAGAACAUCAACGAGUUCGUGCUCGUCCGACGCGGGAUUCUGGACGAGCAGCGCCUUGAAUUGCUCGUGAAGGUGUUCUUUCAGCACCACCACCCUGUGCUUCCUAUCUUCCAGACGGUUCGCAUCCCGCACAACAAGACGCAGCUAGCUGCGCUCGCCCAGGACGAUCCCUUCCUCCUUUCGGCGAUUGUGUGCGUCGCAAGCCGACAUCAUCCCGCGCCUGGAAUGAAGGAGGUGCACGAGCAGACGUAUGCGCUGGUGCGCGACGUGCUGGCCGACUAUGCGUGCGCGGGCUGGCAACCCUCCAUCGGUUUCGUGGAGGGUGUCCUCAUCCUGGCUGAGAACCUGCCUCGCGAGCGACAAAGUGCGACUUCCGCCGACUUCUCGGGACCCGCGAUGGCAGGUCCGCAGGGCCUGCACGGACUGGAGAACCGACGCGCGUGGGCGUUGACUGGCACAGCGAUUCGUGCAGCCUACGGGUUGGGGCUAGACCAACUCGCCCUCGAGGACGGCGAGCGGAACGCGGAUCUUGAACGCGCCCGCGGCGUCUGGACCUGGUGCUACCUGUAUGACCGCACAUUAGGCCUGCGCACAGGCCUGGCUUUCUGGUCUCGCGGGCCGACGAUUUGCUUCCAGGGCUACUCGGACAUUGCGCAGACCGGCGAGGCAGCCGCGCGCGUCAAUUUCCCCUACAUGAUGCAGGGAGAAGUGGUGGACGCCAACGACAGCGCGUCAAUGAUGCAGGCGACGCUCGAGCUCACACAAAUCAUGACGAAUGCACACGACAUUCUGUUUUCAACGCCGUCGCGCACCAAGAACCUCGUGCGCAAAGGCGAGUACUUCAAGUUUUUGGACCACUUCCGCCGCGCGCUCGACUCGUUCACUCUCGCGUGGAGGAACAAGGUGUGGCGGCUGGAGAGCACGCGCGAGCUCACAUGGUGCACGUACCACUUUGUGCGACUCUAUGUGGCGGCAUUUGCGUUCCAGGCGCACGUGCAGCGUGCGCAGGAGCGCGGUGAGGCAGAGAGAGGUAGUCCCCGGCAGAACGGUGUCGGUUCGAUCUUCCCGCGUGGGAGCGCAACUUCGCCCGACGCGCUGUUCAUCUACGACUCGAUUGAUGCGGCGGCCGAGAUCCUCAACAUCUGCAUUCGACUAGGCGAGCGCGGCGUGAUCCAGUACCUCCCGAGCCGCUACCUCAUCAACUUUGCGUACAGCGGCACGUUUGCACUGAAAGCAGCCUACUCGGGCGCAACCGGCAAGGAGGAGGUGGCGCGGACGACGGAUCUCGUCGAGCGCGUAUGCGCGGCACUCCUGCACGCGUCGCCGGACAAGGACCAUCCUGCGUCGCGGUACGGGCGCAUGCUGAGCCUCCUGUCGCGGCGGCUGGGCGAGCUCGGCGACAGUGCGGUGCCGUCCCGCUACCCGUCGCCUGAACCUGUCGUGGAGAAGCCCCCCGAGAUGCCUGAUCCUGCGCUGUUUGGGCUCGAUCAAGCGGCGCUGUUUGACGACAUGGGGGUGGGGUUUAACCUUGACGGCUUCUGGGAGGACUUUACGCUCACGGACGCGGGAGGGUUCCCGUUCCGUUAGGAAAGCGCAGUGGAAGAGGGGCGCAGGAAGCGGAGAGGCCGUUGUCUAGACUAAGCAAGGCAUGUACACAGUUGUAUGU